Molecule: messenger RNA, 2202 nt
Organism: Miniopterus natalensis
Lineage: Eukaryota; Metazoa; Chordata; Mammalia; Chiroptera; Miniopteridae
Source: RefSeq, a predicted model, not a curated record
CCCGCUGAGCCCCAGGGACCCCGCCGUGGCCGAGGCCAUGUUCCCCGUGUUCCCUUGCACGCUGCUGGCCCCCCCCUUCCCCGUGCUGGGCCUGGACUCCCGGGGGGUGGGCGGCCUCAUGAACUCCUUCCCGCCACCUCAGGGUCACGCCCAGAACCCCCUGCAGGUCGGGGCUGAGCUCCAGUCCCGCUUCUUUGCCUCCCAGGGCUGCGCCCAGAGUCCAUUCCAGGCCGCGCCGGCGCCCCCACCCACGCCCCAGGCUGCUGAGGCCGCGCCUCCUGUUUCUGCCGCCACCAUCGCCGCAGCCGCAGCUACCGCCGUCGUAGCCCCAACCUCGACGGUCGCUGUGGCCCCGGUUGCAUCUGCCUUGGAGAAGAAGACAAAGAGCAAGGGGCCCUACAUUUGCGCCCUGUGCGCCAAGGAGUUCAAGAACGGCUACAACCUCCGGAGGCACGAGGCCAUCCACACGGGAGCCAAGGCCGGCAGAGUCCCUUCGGGUGCUAUGAAGAUGCCCACCAUGGUGCCCCUGAGCCUUCUGAGCGUGCCCCAACUGAGCGGAGCCGGUGGCGGCGGAGGAGAAGCGGGUGCAGGCGGCGGAGCGGCUGCAGUGGCUGCCGGUGGCGUAGUGACCACGACCGCCUCGGGAAAGCGCAUCCGGAAGAACCACGCCUGUGAGAUGUGCGGCAAGGCCUUCCGCGACGUCUACCAUCUGAACCGACACAAGCUGUCGCACUCCGACGAGAAGCCCUACCAGUGCCCUGUGUGCCAACAGCGCUUCAAGCGCAAGGACCGCAUGAGCUACCACGUGCGCUCACAUGACGGCGCUGUGCACAAGCCCUACAACUGCUCCCACUGUGGCAAGAGCUUCUCCCGGCCGGAUCACCUCAACAGUCACGUCAGACAAGUGCACUCAACAGAACGGCCCUUCAAAUGUGAGAAAUGUGAGGCAGCUUUUGCUACCAAGGAUCGACUGCGGGCGCACACAGUACGACAUGAGGAGAAGGUGCCAUGUCAUGUAUGUGGCAAGAUGCUGAGCUCGGCUUAUAUUUCGGACCACAUGAAGGUGCACAGCCAGGGCCCUCACCAUGUCUGUGAGCUCUGCAACAAAGGUACCGGUGAGGUCUGUCCAAUGGCAGCGGCAGCGGCGGCAGCAGCAGCGGCAGCUGCAUCAGUGGCAGCCCCUCCCACAGCUGUGGGCUCCCUCUCUGGGGCUGAGGGGGUGCCUGUGAGCUCUCAGCCACUUCCCUCCCAGCCCUGGUGAACUCCUAGUUGGUGAGGGGGAGAGAGGAGAAUGGAGGAAAGUCCCUUGGUACCAUCUUCUUUCCCCCCUUCUCUUCCUACCAACUCUUCACUGCUUUCCCCACCACCCAAGGAGCCUCCUGAAGGAAAGGAGGAAGAAAUGUUUUCUUAGGGGAAUUCACUAGGUUUUAACGAUUUGUUUCUCCUGCUCCUCUCUUCUCCCUAUCAGACCUGACCCCACACACACCUGUCCCCUUGGUUGUGUUGAAGCCCCCUGGACAGUAGGCAGGGGUGGCAGAGGACAGGAGUGGCCACUGCCCUUACCACCUCUCCUCUCUGUAACCCCCUGCCCUGCCCUUCCAGGGAUUUGUGAGCCUUCUUCCUUGAUGGUCCUUCUUGCUCUCCUUCCAGUCCCCCCCUACUGUCUGCUGCCCCUCCCUGGGGAGUUGGUGCUUUUUUUUUUUUCCAGGGGGAGGGAGGAGAGAAAGGAGGGGAAUUAAAGAUUCUGUCCUACUAGAGAGGGGGAAAGGUGAGAUUUGAGAAGGGACAGAAGCAGGGAAGGCAAAGGUUGUACCUUCAUAAGGUGGGGUUGUUUAGGGUCAAGCCCUAAGCAUCAUCCUACUUAAGAAUCUGUCAGGGGAAAACAAAUCAAGGGGAGCAAAAGGAGCCACUUGGGCCAGAGGCAGGACAAGAGAUGGAACUUUAGGAGGUCAGGGUAAAUGGGGAGAUCCAGGGACUAGAGGUGCUGCCUGGAGGUGGGGGGAAGGCAGCUGCAGUGUCUCCCCCUUUCCUCUUCCACCCCAGCCCUGGCCUUUUCAUCCCUCUCCCCCAAGAUAGAAGCUGUGGCCCUGGCCAUGUCAUCGUGUUCCUGUGUCCCCUGCAUGUUCCCUACCCUUCACCCCCUCCUCUUGGCGUGGAUCCCAUUACAAUAAAUUUUAAAUAAAAACUUGGCUCUGGAUUGAA